Messenger RNA from Macrosteles quadrilineatus (aster leafhopper), 1863 nucleotides. Its product is annotated as glycoprotein endo-alpha-1,2-mannosidase. Gene Ontology annotation, molecular function: alpha-mannosidase activity. Gene Ontology annotation, cellular component: Golgi apparatus. Bases 396 to 1862 code for a protein of 488 amino acids. The record is from RefSeq and is a predicted model, not a curated record. The transcript is spliced from 5 exons. NCBI's taxonomy places the organism in Eukaryota, Metazoa, Arthropoda, Insecta, Hemiptera, Cicadellidae.
UAUGUAGGUGGAAGGAGUAAACGAUGAUUGUGUCUAAUGAUUGGUUAUCAUCAGGGAUUAGUAAUAACUCUGAUGCUAUGUAAAUUGAAUUUCUAGCAUUGAUUAUGGUACUUCAAAACAGGGACAUAGACCUACUUCUCCUGGUUUGCAAAUUGUAUACUAGAAGAGAGACCACAAAUAUUCCAUUACCUGAGAACUUUCUGUAAAAAUGCAUGUUGACGAACUCCAUAUAUAUGCAUGUAGCCUAUGUAAUGCCAUAGUACAACUAGAUACUACAGAUCUACAUAAUAACCAUACAUUUUAUGACGGAAAUAAUUGUUUAUGUACUUAUUCAUCAAAUUGAAUAUAAAAAUUGUCACAUUAUUCAAUUUUUGAGCCAAUGAUCAAUUCAAAUUAUGGAUGUUAUAAUAAGGAAUUUCAAUUAUAAAUUUUGGAUACUUUACAGAUUGUCUCAAAAUUUUAUUUAUGAUCACAUAAUUUCCAUCAUAGUAAAAAUUAUACCAAGGAGAUAUAGAUAUAUGAAAUAUAAACAGUUCUUUGUAUUAAUAUUCAUAGUUCUUAUCUCGAUCCAACUAUUUGUUUACGAUAACUUCACUCAUAAAACGACAACACCCAUACCUUCCAUUGCCAUUCUGAAUAAACCUGCGCUUGAUGGUAGAAAUGGGACCAACAGUUCUUCAGGUCUAAAAAUUCCGAGUGAAGCAGAAUUUAGGAUGAACUGGAUAAAAAAUAAACUAGAAAGAAUAGCCAAACAUUCUGAACGUUGGGAAAUUAUGAAGUUUUUAGAUGAUGUAGAGCCGCUUCCUGAACCGACUACAAGAAUUCAUAUUUUUUACCAAGUGGGUUUUAGAAACAUCGAGAUGGACAACGAAUGGAGUGGAUGGAAUCAUGAUUUUGUUUUUAAUAAAAUUAAAAAAGAUUCAAAGUUGAAUUCAAGAGAAUCACCCUCGCAUAACCCACCGAUAAAUAUCGCAUCAAACUUCUACCCUCUGUUAGGCUGUUACAGUUCAAAGGAUCCAAAUAUAAUCAAUACCCAUUUUAAGGAAAUUCGGGAUAUAGGAAUAGGCGUAGUUGUUGUAUCAUGGCUUCCUCUUCAACAAGAGAAAUCUAACGUUGAUGUGUUGGCCCUUCUACUCGACGUAGCGGAAAAGUAUGGGUUGAAAAUUGCUCUCCACAUUGAAGUGUAUGUUGGCCAUAAUGUUAGCGAUGUUUUUAAAACAACUCAACUGAUUAUACAAAAAUAUUCCAAUCACAAAAACUUUUACAAAUUGUUGAAGAAUGGAAAACAUUUACCGGUUUUCUACAUUUUUUACUCGUACCGGUUUCCGGUCGAGGAAUGGAAAGAGCGACUGGCUUCUGAUGGUGAGCUAACUGUUCGAGGUUCAAGUUACGAUGCCAUCUUCAUCGGUCAUUUACGAGAUGCAAACAACAAAUUGGAAAUACACAGGUCAAAUUUUGAUGGUUUUUACACAUACUAUGCAAGCAAUGCGUACACCUAUGGUUCAACAUGGAAGAAUUGGAACACACUGGCUCAGUUUGCUGAGAAACACAACUUGUUAUUCUUCCCGUCUGUCGCACCAGGCUAUGUAGACACCAAUGCUAGACCUUGGAACUCUGCAUUGACCCGGCACAGGACCCGCGGCCAUUACUAUCAGGUAGCCUGGCGAGCUGCUCUAGCAUCUCUCUCGUACGGUGUGUCUGUCACAUCAUACAACAACUGGCUUGAUGGCUCCCAGAUAGAGCCUGCUCUACCACACAACUCAUACCUAGACUACCAACCAGAGGGUCCCUACUUCUACCUUAAUCUGACAAGAUUCUGGGUGAAACAAUUUGUUACUCAAACCAGUGAUAAAAGGAAUUAAA